Molecule: messenger RNA, 1505 nt
Organism: Meriones unguiculatus (Mongolian gerbil)
Lineage: Eukaryota; Metazoa; Chordata; Mammalia; Rodentia; Muridae
Gene: Krtcap3
Product: keratinocyte associated protein 3
Exons: 7
Coding region: 110-832 (240 amino acids)
Source: RefSeq, a predicted model, not a curated record
GCGGGUCCAGGUAGAGCUGCCUUGCGGCGGCGCGGAAGCCCUGCUUCGGGGCUAGGUCGGGUUCAGGUAGGGCGGACGGAGGGGCGGCGGAGGGGGCAGGGCGGCCGCCAUGAGGUACUGCCGCCUCUGCGCCUUCGACGCAGACCGGGGACCCAGGCGGCUCAUGCGCGUGGGCCUCGCGCUGCUCCUGGUGGGCCACGUGAACCUCCUGGUGGGAGCUGUGCUGCAUGGGACUGUCCUGCGGCAUGUGGCCAACCCCCGUGGGGCCGUCACGCCGGAGUAUACCACCGCCAAUGUCAUCUCCGUGGGCUCGGGACUGCUGAGCGUUUCCGUGGGACUUGUGGCCCUUUUGGCAUCCAGGAAUCUUCUUCGCCCACGACUGCACUGGGCCCUGCUGAUGCUGGCCUUGGCGAACCUGCUCUUGUCUGCUGCCUGCUCCAUGGGCCUCCUCCUUGCUGUGUCGCUCACUGUUGCCAAUGGUGGCCGCCGUCUUAUUGCUGAUUGCCAUCCAGGACUGCUGGAUUCUUCCAUACCGCUGGACCAGGGGCCUGGACACACUGACUGUCCCUUUGAUCCCACAAGAAUUUAUGAUACAGCCUUGGCUCUCUGGAUCCCUUCUCUGUUCAUGUCUGCAGCGGAGGCUGCUCUUUCUGGUUACUGUUGUGUGGCUGCACUCACCCUACGGGGAAUUGGGCCCUGCAGGAAGGAAGGGUUGCAGGAACAGCUGAAGGAACUGACAGAGUUUGAACCGCCUGAGUGUAAAAGGCAGGAAAAUGUUCAGCUCCUCCGUCACCAUCAGGAUCUCCAGGCCUCACAGAAAACCUGGGUUUAGGAAAGCUGGGGACCUACAGCCCGAACUACUUCCAGACUGCGCUGAGGAGGCAGGAACUUGAUGGACAGCUCAGCCGCCUGAGUGGUUGAAUAGAGGAUGGAAAUAGAUCAAGAAACAAAGCCUGCCAAUGUGUCUUGGCCUUCAUGUUUUUCUACUCCAGCUUUCACCUUUCUUGUGAUCCUUCCCCGUCCUCCAUCGACCCUCCUAGGCUAAGCAUGGCAACUGAAUCUUUGGGCUGACCACCACUGAACCUAUCUAAUGUCUCCCUUGGCUCACUGCAAGUCUUCAGACACUUGCUUUGCUGUCUUGGUAGCACAGUAUAAAGAAAACUGAAACGAGAAUUGUAGGAAAACCUGCAAUUUGUGAGCCUCAGGUUAGUGAUGGUCACUGGAAAACUAUUUGUGAGCCUCAGGUUAGUGAUGGUCACUGGAUUUUGAAAAUAAUAUAAAAAGAGAAUGGCAAAUACCAGUAAUAUUAAGUUCAACAAGUAUUAUGUUGAAAUGUCAAUAUUUUAAAGAUUUUACUGUUUUUUUGUUGUUGUUGUUGUUGUUGUUUGGUUUCUCUAUGUAGUCUUGGCUGUCCUCACUUUGUAGACCAGGCUGGCCUCAAACUCACAGUGAUCCACCUGCUUUCCCUCCCCGAGUGCAGGGAUUAAAGGCAUGUGCCAUCAUGA